UUCCAUCCUCCGGAGGUGGCGCGGUGAAUUCAUCCGCCACCCUUUUCAAUUAAUGCGCCCGAGAGGCUCCUCUCUAGAGCACAAACUCCCACAAAUUUCAACCCACACUCGAUAUCUUCUUCCUCCUCAACUUGUUUCACUGCAGGCUCUUCUUCCGGCGGAUGCAGAGCACACCGGCCGUGCAUGCACGCAUGAAGGCCGGCGUGUGAUCGAGAGCCAGCUGCAUGCAUGCGCUCGUCGUGAGGUUAUCAAAGCUACGUCGUCGCGAUCAUGGAAAAACAGGGAAGCAGCCACCAGCUGGACACCUUCGCUCAACUGGACGGCGGGGCGGCGCCGGAGGAGCCGAUCGGCGGUGGCGCGGGAGCUGAGAUGGUGGACUACAUGCUGGGCCAGACGACGCCGCUGCCUCCGGGUGGGCCGCACGGCCAGGUGUCCUUGGACAAGCUCAGCUUCUCCGACGUGCUACAGUUUGCCGACUUCGGCCCCAGGCUCGCGCUCAACCAGCCGUCUGCCGACCAGGACGACGCCCGUGACGACGAUGAGGAGGACAGUUACUUCUUCAGGUUCCAGUCCCAGCUCUCCGGCUCGGACGACCCCGAUCCCCGCGGAGGCGCAGGUAUCCACCACGCGGCGGAGCACGAGGGCAGCAAGACGGGGGACGGAUCAGGAGGCCCGCACGAUCACGGCGGCGGCGUCUCCGAGAGCACCACGCUGGUGCAGCAGUCCGACGGCGGCGCCAGGGUCGGCCAGAAGGCCGGCGGGGAGCAGGCGAAGAGCGGGCGGCGGAAGCGGCCCCGGUCGACAAAGACCAGCGAGGAGGUGGAGAGCCAGCGGAUGACGCACAUCGCCGUCGAGCGCAACCGGCGGCGACAGAUGAACGAUUACCUCAGGGUCCUCAGGUCCCUCAUGCCAGGAUCCUACGUCCAGAGGGGAGAUCAAGCAUCCAUCAUAGGCGGAGCCAUAGAGUUCAUACGUGAGCUAGAGCAGCUAAUCCAGUGCCUCGAGUCACAGAAGCGGCGGCGCCUGUACGGCGACACGCCACGGCCGGUCGCUGACGCGUCCGCCCCGGUGGUGCCGGCGGCAUCCGUCCACGAGCCGCCGCCGCCGCCGCAAGGGCAUGAGGCUCCGCCGUUCUACGUCUCCCCGAGCCUCUCGUUCCCCGGGGCGGGGAACGGUGACGGUGCCGCCGGAGCCAAGGUGAUGAUCGACCUGGACGCGUGCGGCGGCGGGCUCCGGGAGGAGGUGGCCGAGAACAAGUCGAGCCUGGCGGAUAUCGAGGUGCGCGUGCUGGGCGAGGACGCGGUGAUCAAGGUCCUGUCUCGCCGCCGGCCGGAGCAGCUGAUCAAGACCAUCGCCGUGCUGGAGGAGAUGCACAUGUCCAUCCUCCACACCAACAUCACCACCAUCGAGCAGACCGUCCUCUACUCCUUCAACGUCAAGAUCACGAGCGAGCCAAGAUUCACGGCCGAGGAGAUUGUCGGCGCCGUCCACCAGAUCCUCAGCUUCAUCGACGUCAACUACACGUUAUGACCCAUCCGUUGUCGAUCUCGACUCGAUUAAUUCAACUUCUAUACGUACAUUGUGCGCUUAAUUAUAUUUUUCCUCCCUCGAGUACUUGUGCUUAAUUGUAUCUGUAUGACGAUCUACACUGUUCCUUCACUCUCGUAUGCAUGUAAACUGAUUAGAUGUACAAUGAGUGACUCCAGAUAAUGGGGUUGUCUAUAUGUAAGUUAUCUGAAUUUUCAAAUAUUUCAUUCAA
This is a messenger RNA of Aegilops tauschii subsp. strangulata, 1759 nucleotides long. RefSeq names its product transcription factor FAMA. Gene Ontology annotation, cellular component: nucleus. NCBI's taxonomy places the organism in Eukaryota, Viridiplantae, Streptophyta, Magnoliopsida, Poales, Poaceae. The record is from RefSeq and is a predicted model, not a curated record. Gene Ontology annotation, molecular function: protein dimerization activity; DNA-binding transcription factor activity. Gene Ontology annotation, biological process: stomatal complex development; guard cell differentiation; positive regulation of DNA-templated transcription.